AUGUUUCGCAACCAAUACGACAACGAUAUUUCAACGUGGAGCCCUCAAGGCCGUAUUCACCAAGUAGAAUAUGCUUUGGAAGCUGUGAAACAGGGAUCAGCUGCGGUUGGACUUCGAUCAAAUACUCAUGUUGUCUUGUUAGCGCUUAAGAGAUCGUCUGGGGAGUUAGCUUCCUAUCAAAAAAAACUUACGAUAAUCGAUGACCAUAUGGGUAUUGCUAUUGCUGGGCUAACUUCAGAUGCACGAGUACUAAGCAAUUUUAUGCGUACCGAAGCUAUGAAGUCUAAGGUGAUUUAUGGCCGUCCAUUACCUAUUUUCCGUAUCGUGUCGGCAAUUGGUGAUAAGGCGCAAGUCAACACCCAAAAUUACGGGCGUCGACCAUAUGGUGUUGGUCUCCUAGUCGCUGGAUAUGAUGAAACCGGUCCACACCUUUAUGAAUGCGCACCUUCUGGAAAUUUCUUUGAAUAUUACGCGAUGUCAAUUGGUGCUCGAUCGCAGUCGGCCAAAACUUACCUUGAAAGGUAUUAUGAGAGUUUCGCAGAAGCAUCAUUAGAUGAGCUUGUUCGACAUGGACUUAAUGCUCUACGUGAUACAUUACAACAAGAUAAAGAACUUAACAUGGACAACUGUUCGAUUGGGAUAGUUGGUGCAGACUGUAAAUUUAAAAUUGUAGAAGGCGAUGAGUUAAAACGAUACUUAAGUUUACUGGAUAAUGUUGAAAUGGGUGAUACUGUUCAAGGACAAGCACCUAUGGAUACAGAGUAA
This is a messenger RNA of Cetraspora pellucida, 765 nucleotides long. NCBI's taxonomy places the organism in Eukaryota, Fungi, Glomeromycota, Glomeromycetes, Diversisporales, Gigasporaceae. The record is from the annotation of a GenBank genome assembly.